AUGUCUAUUCCCCCUGAAGCCUGGAAACUACUCGAGGAGUUUCAUUUGUCUCCAGAGUUCCUGUCAGAUUCUUCUUUGAGUGAUGCUCCGAGUGAUUUUGAUUGGGACGAGCCUGAUCUAACACCGAGACUCCCUGUCAUAUCAGUUCCCUCAAAUAUUAGCCGAAAGAGUUCCCCGGAGAGUCCUCCACAAAGCCCCCCUUGUAUCCCACUGCCUAUGAACGAGAACCCUCAAACUCCUGUGAAAAGUACACUCUUCCUCAAACCAGAGUCGAACAAAGCCCCCCGUAUCAAACCACCAAAACUAUCCCCUUACUUUCCAAGAGUAUUACCCGGUGCCGAAUCCUGUCUGCCAUUUCCGCCAAUCGAUGCGCCAUCUUUCGGGCUCAUCCAAGAACAACUUGCACACGACCCGUUUCGUUUGCUCAUUGCAACUAUUUUUCUGAAUCGCACACGGGGUGGAGUUGCUUUGCCCGUGUUGUUCCAGGUCUUUGGUCGCUUUCCAACAAUCGAGGCCAUGGCAGCAGCAGACGAGGCAGAAUUUGUGUCGAUGAUACGUUGCUUAGGAUUCCAAAACCAGCGCGCAAGAAAAUGCAUUGCACUUGCACAAACAUGGCUUACAACCCCUCCACACAAAAACAAGAGAUAUCGCAAACUACACUAUCCGCACAAACUGGACGGUCGAGAUGUUGGCCGUGACGAAUGCAUCGACGAAGAAGAUCUACGAGUUGCCUGGGAAGUCGCGCAUUUGCCUGGAGUUGGAGCCUAUUCUCUUGACAGCUGGCGCAUUUUCUGCCGCGACCAACUGCGUGAGAAAGCCUCUGACUGGCGGGGAACCGGUGCGACAGAAAUAGGAUUUGUGGCUGAGUGGAAGUGCGUUUUGCCACAAGAUAAAGAGCUACGUGCGUACCUGUCAUGGAUGUGGCUCAAGGAAGGUUGGAUCUGGGAUCACAAUACGGGUGACUUGACGCCCGCUAGUGACAAGAUGAUGAGAGCUGCUCAUAGUGGAGGAAUCGCCCAUGAGGAAGAUGGCAACUGGGUGCUUGAGACUUCCCCUGUCAAAAGGCUGUGA
Molecule: messenger RNA, 1071 nt
Organism: Penicillium antarcticum
Lineage: Eukaryota; Fungi; Ascomycota; Eurotiomycetes; Eurotiales; Aspergillaceae
Exons: 1
Coding region: 1-1071 (356 amino acids)
Biological process (GO): base-excision repair
Cellular component (GO): nucleus
Molecular function (GO): catalytic activity; DNA binding
Source: RefSeq, a predicted model, not a curated record